Gasterosteus aculeatus aculeatus (three-spined stickleback) is the source of this 2942-nucleotide messenger RNA. RefSeq names its product major facilitator superfamily domain containing 1 (gene mfsd1). Gene Ontology annotation, biological process: transmembrane transport. Gene Ontology annotation, molecular function: transmembrane transporter activity. Lineage: Eukaryota; Metazoa; Chordata; Actinopteri; Perciformes; Gasterosteidae. Gene Ontology annotation, cellular component: lysosome. The record is from RefSeq and is a predicted model, not a curated record.
CGCGUAGACACGCCGCUCUGUCCGGGGCCCGCGAGCUACGAGGCUAACAUCACGUGACCGGCCCUCCCCCCGCCGGGUCAUGUGAUCGACGCACAUCCUGCACACAGCCGUCGUCAACUUCUCUCGCCCCAGCAAAUCCCAAAACAAACGAAACAUGGCGGAUUAUGAAGAGAGGCAGAGCCUGCUCGGGGACGACGACGGCGGCGACUCGGGCUCGUCCGCGGGCGGGCGAGCAGCCGCAGGAGCCGGCGGCGGUCCGAUGCCGGCCAUCUGCGACCCGAAGCACCUCCUGCACCGGGUGGUCGUCCUGGUGUUUAUGUGCUUCCUGGGAUUCGGGAGUUACUUCUGUUAUGACAACCCGGCCGCUCUUCAAUCUGAAGUCCUUCAGGACCUGAACCUGAACACGUCAAAGUUCAUGCAGCUGUACGCUUGGUACUCGUGGCCCAAUGUGGUGCUCUGCUUCUUUGGAGGAUUCCUCCUUGACCGGGUCUUCGGCAUCAGGCUGGGGACCAUCAUCUUCUCCCUCUUUGUCUGUCUGGGACAGGUAAUAUUUGCUACAGGUGCUUUGGUAAAUCGUUUCUGGCUGAUGGAAGCUGGACGUUUCAUAUUCGGUAUCGGAGGGGAGUCCUUGGCCGUGGCUCAGAACACCUACGCGGUCAACUGGUUCAAAGGAAAAGAGCUCAAUCUGGUGUUUGGCCUUCAGCUGAGCAUGGCUCGCCUGGGCAGCACCGUAAACAUGAACAUCAUGGGUUGGGUUUACAGCAAAAUCGCCGACCUCGUCGGCUCGCCCGGACACACGGCGCUCGGAGCGUCGCUCAUGUUGGCUGCGGUGACCUGCCUGUUUUCCCUCGUGUGUGCUUUGGUGUUGGGAUUCCUUGACAGGAGAGCGGAGAGAAUCCUCCACACGGCAAAAGACAAAACGGGUGAGGUGAUCAAGUUGACGGACGUGAAAGACUUCCCCUUCCACCUGUGGCUCAUCUUCAUCAUAUGCGUGUGCUACUAUGUUGCCAUUUUCCCCUUUAUUGGACUUGGACAGGUGUUCUUCAUUGAGAAAUUCAACUUCACCCCAGCUGAAGCCAGAGCUGUCAACAGUAUUGUUUACAUCAUCUCAGCUCCGGCGUCUCCGCUCCUGGGCUUCAUGGUUGAUAAGACGGGGAGGAAUGUGAUUUGGGUGAUGAUUUCCGUGAUCACCACACUUGCCGCUCACCUGAUGCUGGCCUUCACCUUCUGGAACCCAUGGAUCGCCAUGUCCCUGCUGGGUCUCUCCUACUCCCUUCUGGCCUGUGCCCUUUGGCCCAUGGUGGCCUUUGUGGUGCCCGAGCAUCAGCUGGGGACGGCCUACGGCUUCAUGCAGUCGAUCCAGAACCUGGGACUGGCCCUCAUCGCCAUGGCAGCAGGAGCCAUCCUAGACAACAAGGGAUACCUGGUUUUGGAAGUCUUUUUCUGUGGCUGCAUCUGCUUUGCAUUGAUUGCAGUGGUGAUGCUUUACUUUGUGGAUUACUUCAGAGGAGGAGAUUUGAACCUGACAGCCGCAGCCAGAGCCAAGCUCCACAAAGAAGCCACUUCGGACGCAGAAUGAGGAUUAUGAGGGAACAUAAAAAGGGCACCAAAGAGCUGUCAAGCAACUUCCACUGGGUGGGACUGCACUACUGACUCCGGUCCAUCAGAUCUGACUGUCUGGCCCCGGCUAUCACAUAACCACCCGUGUCCUAAUAAUGUCCGUGUGUUAUGUCCUUAUCGGGACGCUGACAAAUGACACAUAUCACCGUGGACCCUAGAGUUCCUCACUGACCUUUUUUUAUUUUUUAUUUUUUUUAUGUUUGCUUCAUCUCUUCCAAUAUGUUUGUGAAGGAAGGAAGUGUUUUUCAACGAAAAGAUCUGGCUCAUGUCCUGUAAAAAGGUUCUGAAAAAUAGCGCUCGGAUUCAUGACAUGCUAAUUCAACCCACUAUAUCAAUUGAAUUGUUUUAAAUGUAAAUAGGCUAAUUUUGUUAAUGGUUUUUAUAGUUUGGGUUUUGCAAACGGUUUCCAGAAGAGCUCUGUUACUCGCCUUAUUGCAGAGAAUGCUGCAGUUAGUCUACAGAUUGGUUGUCAGCAGUCAUAAUUGCACACAAAUCCUCUUUCAGGGCUUUCCUUAGUGAGUUCUUAUUCAAUUUUAAUAAGAUUAUCUUAAUAAAGAGCAUGUCCCUUUUUUUCUAAUUCCUUUAUCUGCUCUUGGAUGGUUUCAGGGGCGCAUAAAGGUGUAUUUUCUGUUGCAUCAUAAAUGGUACAUUACCAUAAUGUUAAAAAAGAUCAGAAAUAUCAAAGGACUUUGUAUUGCAUUUUUUAAUCCUAUUGGCAUUUUUUUUUUUUAUAAAUGUGGCCUUUUUAGAGAAUCAGUUCCACGUAUGAAAUGAUGUUUUGGAGACGGUCUUUCGCUCAUUUGUCAAGCUCGGGUAGUUAACUUGUUGUAAGCACUGCCGCCAAGCUGUUAUCUUGCUUGCGUUAUCUGAACGGUGAGACAAAAUAUGAAAGCACUGUAUUAAACGCUCACUUUUGCGGUAAUGUGGAAAAACAUUAAACUCACUGUUCUCAUCAGGGUCGCAGGCUGUGGCUGAUACUACCUCCGUUAUCAAAGUCGAGAGUAGCUUAAAACCUUUUUUUUUUUUUUGUGUGUGUGAAUGCACACCACACUGUCAUACAGCCGGACUCAUGCUGGACUCCUCCCUGAUGACUCAUUUGCACUCCGGCGAUGUGACGGCAGGACAGUCUUUCCUCAACUGACAAUGUUUAUGUUAAACUACCAGGUGUUCACUAUUAUUGAGCGGUCUACAAUUAAUGACAUGAUUGUACAACAGAUCUUCUGUAAAAUCAAACACAGAAAUAUUUUUCUUUUGCAAAAACCAAUUGACUUUUGAGAUUAUGAAUGGUACAAUGACGUUUGAUUAAACAUUCAUUUCUGAAA